GGAGCGCUUCAAGUUGUAGAUCCAUCACCGGGUAGCCUCAUUCUUGUGAUUACAAGGUGCAAACCUGCUCUUCUUUCCAAUCUCACCCCGCUGCUGCUGCUUCUCCACAACACUUAACCGCUCUGCAUUGAAAACAGGAGGACAGAUACUUUAAGAAGCAGGAUGCAGCGUUUCAGAGAAGGUAUUCACAUCCGCACCAUGAAGGCCAAGAGGAAAGUGGAGGAGAUCUCCAAAGAGGACGUCCAGGCUUUCCUCAAGAAGAACGCUUUCGUGCUCUUUACAGUCGGGGCGGUCGUCGUAGGGAUUGUUCUGGGGUUUGCUCUCCGUCCCUACAAGAUGACUUUUCGAGAGGUGAAGUACUUCUCCUUCCCUGGAGAGCUGUUGAUGAGGAUGCUUCAGAUGUUGGUUCUCCCUUUACUCAUCUCCAGUCUGAUAACAGGAAUGGCAGCUCUGGACAGCAAAGCUUCGGGAAAGAUGGGAAUGAGAGCUGUGAUUUAUUACAUGACCACAACAUUUAUCGCAGUCUUCAUCGGGAUCCUCGUCGUCCUCGUCAUCCAUCCAGGGAAAGGAUCAAAGGAAGAGUUUGGCAAGCAGCAGACGAUAGAGCAAGUCAGUCCUGCUGACGCCUUCUUAGAUCUGAUCAGAAAUAUGUUUCCUCCAAACCUGGUCCAAGCCUGCACACAGCAGUUCAAAACCAAAUAUGGAAAGCGUGUAGUCCAUGUGACGGUGACGGUGAACGACACCUUCUUCAACUCCACCAACGGCACCCAGGAGGUCAUGGAGAUCACCCGGGAGGAGCGGAUCCCAGUGCCGGGUCAGGUGAACGGGGUCAACGCCCUCGGCCUGGUGGUCUUCUCCAUGUGCUUCGGUCUGAUAAUUGGCAACAUGAAGGAGCAGGGUCAGCUCCUCAGGGACUUCUUCGACAGCCUCAAUGAAGCCAUCAUGCGCCUGGUUGCCAUCAUCAUGUGGUACGCUCCGAUUGGUAUCCUGUUCCUGAUUGCUGGAAAGAUUGUGGAGAUGGAUGAUCUGACUCAGAUGGGAGGCCAGCUGGGAAUGUACACCAUCACGGUUAUCAUCGGCUUAUCCAUCCACGCCUUCGUUAUUCUGCCCACUCUGUAUUUUGCUAUCACUCGGCAAAACCCCUUCGUCUUCAUCGCUGGGCUCCUACAAGCUCUCGUCACAGCCCUGGGGACCUCGUCAAGCUCGGCCACUCUGCCCGUCACCUUUAAAUGUCUGGAGGAAAACAACAAAAUUGACAAGAGGAUCACACGUUUUAUACUUCCUGUCGGUGCCACCAUCAACAUGGACGGGACAGCUCUCUACGAGGCGCUGGCAGCCAUCUUUAUCGCCCAGGUCAACAACAUGGAGAUGAACUUUGGGCAGAUCAUCACCAUCAGCAUCACAGCGACUGCAGCUAGCAUCGGAGCUGCGGGCAUCCCGCAAGCCGGCCUGGUUACCAUGGUGAUCGUUCUGACCUCUGUCGGACUCCCUACUGAUGACAUCACUCUCAUCAUUGCGGUCGAUUGGUUCCUGGACCGUCUUCGCACAACAACCAAUGUUUUGGGGGAUUCGAUCGGCGCUGGCAUCGUGGAGUUCCUGUCUCGGCACGAGCUUCGCAGCAAAGACGUAGAGAUGGGAAACUCGGUGCUGGAGGAAAAGGAGAGGAAGAAACCAUACAAGCUCAUCUCUCAGGAUAGCGAUUUUGAAAAUGACAAGCGUGCUCACACUGAAUCACACAUGUAGUUCCUCCUCCCUCAACAUCGUCGCUGUCCGCCAUUUUUUCCACACUUUUGAUAUGUUAGCAUUUCUUUAUUGUUCCAGAGGAUAUUUAUCACAUUCACCUCCAUCUAAAAGAAAUAGUUUAUUAUGUGCAUCUUCAAAUAGGACUGGAAGUUUCAAUCAGAAGUCAGCGUUUAAAGCUUCCAUCUUCUCCUCAUGUUCACCUUGCAUGUUGUCAAUCUGGGAAACCCUUAGAGUAGCUUUGCAUGAUUUGCAGCUAAAAAAAAAAUCUGAAACAAACUUGUGAAGCAAUUCUAAAAGGGGCCAUGUGUUAAAAAAUCUGGACUUUAAGGGCCACAAAGCAGAACAUAAAGUUAUCAGCUGGAUACAAUCAGGCGCUGCAGUCAUGGAUGCUUUGAAGAGGAACUCUAAGAAUAUUAUCUGAAGAGUUAAUGCAGUCAGAUCUUUCACCAGGACAUGAUGAACUCAACUUGAAAUCAAACGUCAUCUCCAUCGUCCAAACAUUAGCCGGUUAACUUUAUGAAUAUAACAGACAUUUUAAUAUUUUUCUGUACAGGCGCUAGAGUUGCAAACGCAUGUGUGUGUGCAUGUUCACAUUUCAAGUGUGUGUUUUUUAGCUGCUGAAUUUUUUUUACCAACUCUGCUCAUGUAAUGUAGAUUUGAGACGAGUGAAUAUGUCUGGAUUUAAUACAUGCUAAAGCCACUGAUCAUGACUGAAAUUCAUUCAAUGUUUUGUGGAGAACGGUUGUCUUAAUUUUUGUUUAUUAUAACUACUAAUAAAUAAACAGAAAAGAAACCUU
Molecule: messenger RNA, 2540 nt
Organism: Labrus mixtus (cuckoo wrasse)
Lineage: Eukaryota; Metazoa; Chordata; Actinopteri; Labriformes; Labridae
Product: excitatory amino acid transporter 1-like
Exons: 10
Coding region: 163-1743 (526 amino acids)
Biological process (GO): L-aspartate import across plasma membrane; L-glutamate import across plasma membrane; D-aspartate import across plasma membrane
Cellular component (GO): plasma membrane
Molecular function (GO): glutamate:sodium symporter activity; L-glutamate transmembrane transporter activity; neutral L-amino acid transmembrane transporter activity
Source: RefSeq, a predicted model, not a curated record